UAUAUAUAUGUAUAUAAUACAGAAAAAUACCAGUUUACGCAUUCUUCUCUAUAUUUCAUUGCGAAUUAAUUUUUGUACUAACAUGCGUUCUUCAUUAAAGAAUAGAAAAUGAUAUUUUUUGAAAUGUAUGUGCAAGAGUGAAGAUGUGAAAAAAAAGUCUUGUUUUACAGAUUCUAAUCAUAUAUCCAGAUUAGAACAAGGAAUAGGAAGAACGCUAUUCAUAUUCUUACUUUUAAGCAAUGGAAAUGUCGCGCAGAAUUUAUUUAGGUCCGGCAAAGAAUACAUAUAUUUUUACAACGCUACGUCAAGUACCGGUGUGUUAGUGCCCUCCAACGCAGCUUCUUCGUGGAGCCUCAAUGGCAAGGUCGUGAUUCAGGCGGAAGAUGACUACGUCACAAUACAGCUGCAAUCGUUGAAGACAAAAAUGUGGAAUGGGAAUGUAAAGGAGUCAAGCGAAAAUAUCGAUAUUUAUGAUAACGCUAUAGAACUUUUGAGGCCUUUCCGAAUAUCAUACAAUAAAGGGCUCAUCGAGAACUUUAGCGUUGAAAUAGAACCAGUAUGGGCGACGAAUAUAAAACGUAGCAUAGCUGGAAUUUUACAGUUGGAUCUUUCUAAUUUGGAGAAGGAAGUCGCGUUUCAUUCUAGCGAGAUAAAUCAUUAUGGAAAAUGUAAUAUUGAUUAUGUUGUAAACGUGGAGAGAGAUACUCAGCGUUUGGUAAGGAAAUCGCUAGAUCCUCGGAUAUGUACUGGGCAUCCUUGCCGUAAUUGGUCCAAUGUUCCUAAAGUACAGUGUACCGACGAGGAUCAAAAUCCUGUCCUGAAAAGUAGCGAAAGAGUUAACGCAUCCGGGAGUAUCUAUGUGCAACCCUUUCAAAGCAUGGGAGAGGCGCAUUACCAUUUUGUUCAGCAAACUAUUGAAUUAGCUUCAGUGAAAGAUAUAACGAAUAAAAUAGUUACUAAUAAUUUACGAACUACUAUUCUUCAACAUGAGCUACCUGAAGCAGAUCUGACACAGGGCAGAGGUACUCUGGACAAAAGUUUUAUUUUCAAAUCUAUAAGUCGAUUAUUGGACCGUUUGAGCCACAGGCUCGAAAAUCCUGGUUUGGAUACCGAGAUCCAUAAUCUGCACAACACAACGAUAUCUGUGCUUCUCUAUUAUUUAGAUAUGUUAGAUCGCGUUGAUCUGGGAAAAGCCUAUAAUCGUAUCUCAGGAACUAGUUAUAAAGAGGAAACGAUACGGAAUAUGUUUCUCGAGGUACUGCCGCAAGUUGGGAGUAAAGAAUCCGCUCUUUUCAUACUGGAUCUUAUUCAGAGUAACAAGGUAUCCGAUAUAUCCGCGAUUCAACUUCUCAUGCGGCUACCACUUCACUUGAGAAGACCAGACGCUCAGUUAUUGGUCAGUCUGCAAUCGCUUCUUACGCUGCCGAGCAAGAUCUCCGCGGAAGUGCAAAACACCGCGAUUCUCACAUAUGGAACAUUGAUAUAUAAAACCUGUUUGGUGCAUUGCCCGUACGAGAUGUUGGACGAUUACGUGCGUCUCUAUCUCGACAAAUUCACUGAAAGCACUCGAUACGAACGGAAGAUGGUCUGGCUGGAAGGCUUGGCGAACAUACAGCUUGGUAGAGUAGUUGAGUUCUUAGAGCCAAUAGCUAGCGGCAACAAUGCUGAAUCGCGGCAUUUUCGGGCACUUGCAGCUUGGGCCUCUAUUCCUACAGCACCGUUGAGACCCGACGUGAUUUAUCCUGUUUAUUGGCCAAUUUUGGUUAACAGAACCGAACAUUUAGAGAUGAGAAUCGCUGCGUUAACUUUGCUCGUCGUGUCUAGUCCUACACCUAAUAGAUUAAUAUCCCUGUACUGGUACAUGCAAAGUGAGCCCAAUCAGCACUUGUACAAUUACUUUUAUACAAUGUUAAAAUCUAUGGAACGUACCACUUAUCCUUGUUACAAGCACAUAGGCAGAAUCGCGGCGCAAUUCAGCCGCGUACUUCGAAAACCGUCAAAUAGCAAAUAUCUCAUUACCGGUAACUAUCUGGUUGAUUAUCAAGAUUCGUCGAGGAGAUUUGGUGCUAUAUUGCAAGGCAUUAUCAUAGCCAAUCCUUCUACAAAUAUUCCUGAAGUAAUUUACGUAACUCUAAAUAAUUAUGGCAGUGGAACACAUAUUAACCACUUAUCUUUGUACAUCAAGGCGGAGGGUGUUUUCCACUCAUUAGCAACCUCCUUUGACAAUCCAACAAACAUAAAAGAUAUUCUCAAAGAGUUCAAAUUGGAUGAACAAAAAAAAAACUCUGUGCAUUUAGAAAUAAUUGCGCGUAUUCAAGAAAAAACAGUGCUGUGCGUCCACUGGAAUGAGACAAAGAUAGUUGAGGGGUUGAAGUAUUUGUCUUCUUUAUGGAAUGAUCUAUAUUAUAUGUAUUAUAAUAUGGAAUUUCAUGUUAAUCAACAACGUAUAAAUGUGCCAUUAAUAAUAGAAUCGAUCCAAGCAACCGAUCUCGGUACUAACGUUAGACUCGCGAUGACGGCAACGUCUUUGUUUUCAAUGAGAGGAAAUUUUACACGCGACUUUCCUAUACGAAAUAAUCAUGUUAUUUUACGCACAUCUGUUCAUGGCAUUGAAACGAUAGAGAAUUACAAUCCAUUGGUUGAUUUAUGGCAUAGUGCUGAAAGGGUUCAGUCGCUACAUGGAUAUCUUCCUAUUAACAUUACAAUCGGAUUAGAAGAACGGCCAUUUAUUUCAUACAAUGCUCUAGGAGAACAUCUUAAGACAGGAAUUACAGCACAUGUUAAAACGCUUACAAGCAUUAGAGGUGCAAAUGUUAAAUCGAAGUUGGAGCGAGCUUGUCAUUUUUGUCCUGUAUCAUAUACAGUUUUAAAAUCGUCUAGUUCUAAUCUGCAAACAGUGAAUGUUCUCAACAUUGAACUUCCUGAAUUAGGUGGUCGGCUAAAAGCGAACAUAUUUGAUUGCGAAAACACAAUGCUGUACAAAACAUUGAUUGACGAAAUUUGGUUCUCUCAUCAAAGUAAUUAUCUAACCUGGCCAAGUAUGAAAUUUGUUUUAAUCGGACUACAUUUCUUGGAUUACCUCACUUACAUGUCACCAAGAGGCAGCUGUGGAUUAGCUGCUUAUGUCGAGGCAGUUAAAUCGGCACCAUCGCAGACGAAAUUGGAAUACUUGCAAAGUGGAAAUCGCCAUGUUUUAUCCUUGACACACCACAACUUACAAUCUUCGCAAAUUGUUCAUCAAUGGUUUUUGGCUGCGUUAUACGAAAGCACUAGCUGGCUGUCAGAUGUUGUUAAAAUCAAAGCGUCCAAGGUCGUACCUGGUGCACGCAUAUUUAAGUUUUGCGUUGAGAUCGAGAGACACAUGCCAUGGCAAUGGGAGUUUUUGAGUAAUGAACCGAGCGAUUCGUCUCGCAUUAAAUUAAAUAUCGUCUGGGGAUUAUCCGAUUCCGUGAAAGGAAAAUGCAGCGGAUCUACUAUAUCGAUAAACUUAAUUGGCGAAAUUAGUAGCGAGCAGCUCGAGGAAAGCAAAGAGGCAAACUGGCCUUAUGGCGAAUGUAAGAAAGAAUCUAUUGGAAAAAAGUUCGUUCCUUACACGAAUUCUUGUUACGAAGCAUCAAGAGAAUUGUCAACCUUAAGGAAAUAUACGAUCUCGGCGCAUUAUGAAAACUUACCGGAGAGUUUGUCCAAAUUAGUCUGGAAAAUGUACGCUUUCUAUGAUCUGAUCGGUGGAAACAGCAGUAAUGCGAGAAAGUCUGAUGAGGUUGCGAUAACUGCAAUAUUUCCGAAAGAAUCAUAUGUUGGCGAACUGCAACUCAACGGAGACAAAAUUGCCAUCGAAUACAAUUCGCGCUACAUUGAUUCUUUUCUGAUCCGAACAAGAAUUCAUAAAUAUAUGGAAAUGCUUUUAUUCAGAAUGUUUUCUAGCACAUGUAUCGUAACAUCAGACUCCAUAAAAUCCGGGUACAAUACAGUUUACACUUUCGCUGAAAAUAGCGAAGUGAUAUUACUCGGGCAAUGCUACGAUGAGAAUCCUAGACUCGCGUUAACCGCAGCCAAUGGUAUGCACGGGAUCAACGUUAAUUUGACUGACGAAUCGGGAAUUAUACGGAUUGUAGCCGACAUGGAUAGGGGAACCCUAUAUAAUGCUACAUCAUCAAUAAAAUUGCAAUCUGAUUAUGUAUUUCAUACUUUAGGAACUAAAAUGAUCAAAACGGGUGGCAAAGCAAUUGAUAUCCUGCUACCUAAUAUUCUUCUAUAUAUACAUUGGACGCAAGAGCAAAUUUUACUUUUUUUCCCCAAUCACGUGCUAGACUUCAGCUGUGGAAUAUGCACACUCGACCAUUCCAACAUCGACAGAUUAUAUGGGAAAUUAUAAUUUAAUCUACAAAACAUGGUGUGUAUAUGAUAUAUAUAUAUAUAAUGUUAUAUAUGUAUGACACGUUGAUAAAUUUUAUGGAUUUUUGAUAUCCAUAGAAAUAGUUAAAAUAUUGCGGAAUAAAAUAAUUUUUUUUUAUUUCUUCUUAUUUAAUAUAUAUCUGAUAAAUGGUAUAGUGUACACAAGAAAAGGAUAUCUAUAUAAUUGUUAUUAUGGCUAGGAUUUUCGGCCGUUAUUAUGGUUAGGAUUUUAAUCGAAAUCGAUUGAUUGGUCAGUAUCUGAAAUUUCCACGCGUCAAUCCCACUAUUAUCAAUAAUGAUUGCUAACCGUUUAAUAAUAUAAAGCUGAAAAUCUAAGCCAUAUAUAUAAUUAUAUGCUACUAUAACAUUUUUUUCUAUCGUAAAAUACAAACUUUAGCAAAUAAUGAGCACAGAUCUAAUACAUAAAAUUAUGACUAAUUAUUUAAAGCUUUUAAAUUCUAAUUGAUUUUACUAGCCUUAGAAAGAAUCGUUUAUUUAUUAAAAAAUAAUGCUAAGAAUUCUAAGACAACAGAAGAGAGUUCUAUAAAAACGAAUAUAAUUUAUUUAUUAAGCCUUAAAUUUAUGAAACCGUUAAAAAAUUAUAUUAUAUUAAAUUAUAUGUGUGUAUAUAUAUGCAAAUACAUUAUAUAUUACA
Formica exsecta is the source of this 5050-nucleotide messenger RNA. RefSeq lists its product as uncharacterized. Gene Ontology annotation, molecular function: lipid carrier activity. Gene Ontology annotation, biological process: lipid transport. The record is from RefSeq and is a predicted model, not a curated record. Lineage: Eukaryota; Metazoa; Arthropoda; Insecta; Hymenoptera; Formicidae. The transcript has 21 exons. Bases 128 to 4375 code for a protein of 1415 amino acids.